Paramecium sonneborni is the source of this 895-nucleotide messenger RNA. NCBI's taxonomy places the organism in Eukaryota, Ciliophora, Oligohymenophorea, Peniculida, Parameciidae. The record is from the annotation of a GenBank genome assembly.
UUUAGAAUGGGAAACAGUAUAAUAAUAAAUGUUAAUUAGAUAUUUGUGGUAUUGAUGAAGAAAAAAAGUAAAGUUUUUAGCCAGAAUCAAAAGUUAUAACAACAAGAACCAUAAAUUAAACAACCAUAUAGAUUGUAUAAGCAGAUAUUGUAGAGGAAUUGGUUGAUGUAGUAGGUAAAUAAAAAAGUAAAUUUUAGUGAAUUGCUCUCAUGAACCAGCUUGGUCUUAUAUAUCAAAACGGUAAUAGUAUAUAAAAAUAUUGAUUAGUGAUAAAAAUAAUAAAGCAAAUGAGAUGCUCUAAUAAAGUAUAAAUGCAGCUGUAUAACAAUAGUGAAAAUUGGAGAGCUUAUUGUAACAAAUACAGAAAAUGUAAAUUCAGUUUAAAUAUUUCAUGUAAGACUGCCAUUUUACUAGGUAUUAAAUUUACUUAAAUAUUUAAAAGGAUGCAAAGGACUUAUAACAAAUAUUUAAUGUAUACAAAGAAUGUUUGUAACAGAAAGGACAUAAAACAAUAUCAUUUACUGAAUAGAGCACUCCAAAUUUUUAGAUUCCAAAGUAAUUUCAUGCUGAAGUAUUGAUAAGAGCAAUCCUUUCGUAAUAAUACUUAAUAAAUGAUUAGAGCAAUAUAAGAGGGAGAUAUAGAAUUUGAAUUGAUAAAGUUUGUGAGUUUAGAUCAAUUGACUCUAAAAUAUUUUGCUUAUGAGUUGAUGAAAUAAUUAGAUGAAUUAAAAAUUCCUGAAUUAUUUAAACAACGAUAUCAAUAAUUUCUAAACUUUUUAUGUAUAGAAUUAGUUUAUAUAUGAAUUUAGAGAACGGAGAAGAUACUAAACAAGAGGUUUAUCUUUUGAGUACUGGGAUUACUACAGAAAUAGAAGCUGUUGUAGAAUAGUAAUGA